GAAAUAUAAUACGGCAAUAGUAACACUGCGCUAGCCGCUGAUUGAUAGUCGGCAAUCCAAGUUCAAUUGAAUCAUACCUGAAGUCUGAAAUUAAACAAAUACUUUGAAGUGUGUGCAUUUAGAAAAACUUGUUGUUCUGAUGUGCUGUGGUUGUGUUUUGCUCCUAUUCUAACGGUUAUGCGAUAAAAUCCUGAACAGCAUGGUUUUUGGUGUAUAUUUACGGUUUUACUACGUACCUACGUAAGGUUAUUGGAUUGUAAUGAUACCAACAAGUACAUAGUUAGCGUGCAGCAGUAUCGGUCACGGGAAAAUGACAUCUUCAGGCGGAGCAAGUACGCAUCUCGGGAUGCAUUCGGCGAUGGCGAGCCAAAUAGGCCUCGGGGCCCCUCCGAAUGAGUUCGGUUUAUCGGUGGGUGUGCCAGCCCCGACUAUGGGUUAUGAUAUCCAAGCCACUCACAGCGGUGAUUCCUCUUCUGAUUCACAUUCUCCAGGUAUGCCCACUGCUAAAGCUAGCGACCGAGAAUCCCGUAUCAUUGCAGAAAAACAACGGCGGAGCCAAUACAACUCUCAAAUUGGUUUAAUUAUGUCUUUGUUGUCCGAUAUAGUGCACUCGCAACGCAAAGUUGAUAAGACGAGUGUGUUGAGACUUGCCGCUAAUAAACUCCGCAAUGAGCAUGUGUUUGGUGAUACAAUUAAAUGUGGACACAUAGAAACUUGGUCCUCUUCAUUCUUAAAGUUUUUCGAUCUGUUUGGCGGGAUUAUGUUUGGUGUCACGUGUCGCGGACGUUUGUUUAUCGUAUCGCCGAACGUGCAAGAGAAGCUGGGUUAUUGUCACAUAGAUCUACUUGGCCAAGACAUGUACCACUAUGUUCACCCAGAUGACAAGGAAACCCUCCGCCACCAUAUUUACCCUCAAGAGCUACAGACUAGCUGUGACAGCAGGCUCUUUGAACAUCAUCAUAAUUUCCAUAUCCGCAUGAUGAGGGCCGGUGCCCGCUCAGACCCGGCUAGAUAUGAGAGGUGCCGCAUAGAUGGCAUUCUAAGGCGUUCUGAUAAAGCCACAUCAAAUGGUGUUCAGGAUGAGCAAAUUAUAAGAAGGCAAAGAGUAAGAACUAAUAGAACAUUUUCAUCCAGUGGGAAUGAUGUUGUUUUUAUUGGUAUGAUUCAUGUUCUAUCCAGUGCAAUGCCACCUCGAAUUCUACCCCCUACAGCCUAUUCAGAAUACUGGACGAGACAUUUGAUUGAUGGUCGUAUUGUUCAGUGUGACCAGAGUAUAUCAUUAGCAAUUGGCUACAUGACAGAAGAAGUUACUGGAACAUCUGCUUUCGUCUUCAUGCACAAAGAUGAUGUCCGCUGGGUAAUUUGUGUAUUACGACAAAUGUAUGAUGAGAGCCGGGAGUUUGGUGAGUCUUAUUACAGACUGAUGACACGAUCUGGCCACUUCAUAUAUAUGAGAACACGAGGGUUCCUUGAAAUUGAUAGAGCAACAAAAAAAGUUCAAAGUUUUGUAUGUGUCAAUAGUGUUAUUGGUGAAGAUUAUGGAUGUCGAAUGAUGGACGAAAUGAAAAGAAAAUAUUCAGUAAUUAUUGAUGUAGAUAAACAACAAACUGAACCGCCUCCCAUUGAUGAUGCUCCCGUGGAACAUCCUAAACGCUUAGAGCGUAUUGUAAUGCACCUGGUGGAACCAUCGGUGAAUGAGAACAUUGAUGAGCUGCAACUUGUUCCACCUUCAAAAGAAAAUAUAAUUUCUGCAAUUCAAAAUAGUGAAAAAGUUGUUCAAGAAACUGGAGUGAGAUUUGAUUCAAGGAAGAGGCGAAAGGUGGACUGUGAUGACAAUAGUGAAUAUUUAAAAAGACAUAGUGGGUUGCAAGAUGUUAAUGUUGAUCUGUAACUUUUGAAUAAGCUUUGUGAUGUCUGUUCCUAAGAUUGUUAGUUAAGUUUCCAAAAUGGUUAAUAUUACGUAAGUAGUUGGUAUAUUUGACCAAAUGUUUCAGAAUUAAACAUUUAUAAUGUAGUUCUAAUUGUAAGCAAACAAAACUGGACUGUGUGUAUAGAGUCCCACUGUGUGGGCAGACUUCAUUGACAAAAGGAUAUUCAGAAUUCCUGAAUGACUGUGCCUCCCUUAUCAAACCCCUUUACUGAACCAAGAAAACUUUAGGACUGAGUGUAGUAGCUAUGCUUUAUCAUUUGCCUAAAUCCUGUAUUGAUAAGUACAUUAAUAUUUCAUGUAAUUGACUGGAGAUGAUGCUUGUGAAGUAGAUAAUCUCAUCUGUUUUUUUAUUUGUAUACAUACCUGCAUAUAAAUCGUAAAUUGAAUGCAUUCAUUUUUUACUGGUUAUUCAGGUUUUUCCUGUAGGUACUUAAUAAGAAAUGUAAUUGAUUUUCUCAAAAAGAUGUCAAGGUAUGGGAUUAUUUUAAUAUAAAUUGAUUUUUUAAUAUAAAUUGAUUUUUUAAUAAGUAAAUGGCUUUAUAAUUUCAACACAGUUCUUAAUAAUUCAGAUUCAGACUUAUUUGUUAGACAAGAGCUGCUCAAAAGAGGUUUCAUUUGCAAAAUGUUGCAUGAACCAAUGUCUGGCUGUAAUGAUUUCAGCUUAAAUGAAAUUCAAAUUAGAAUUUUCAACUCAUUAACUUCUAAAAUAUAAAGAUGCUUCAUAUCAUAUUUAACAGCCGAAAUUAACCAGAACCAUGUACGACAUUGUCAAUACGAAAAAAUCACGGAGGGACCAUGUCGGGAUAAAGCUCAAUUAGUUAUUGUUUAGGAAUUAUUAUAAGAAAAGCACUGAUCACGGUUAAAAUGUCUGCAGCACUACAAACGUAUUUUACGUACUUCGCGUAUUUUUCUCAUUCUGCAAAACUAAACGGAUUGUUACAAUUGUCGUUACAAUAGCUCGAUAUCAGAAAAUUCAAUAACAAUACUCUCCCGUUGUAUUGAUAAACUUUCAUUUCUACGUUUAUAAUGGGUCAAAAUAGGUCUCAUUUCAAAGUUUCGCGAAGAAAUUGCUUUUAAUUUUUCUAAAUAAAUAUACAUAUAAAAUUGCACGUGACUGUAAGUUAUAUUUUUCUCUCUGACACUCACGGGAGUUCGUGCUUAUUACUUUAGAAUACACCGUCCUUGAAAUUUAUUCAAAAAUUAGUGUGAAUCCGGAAAAGAGUAGGUCCUAUCUAUAGAAAUGCUAGACAUAACAAACUUUGAGUUGUUAUUUUUAUAUUCAAUCGUGGUUAUGCCCCUGCUUUCACAAGUACAUAUAUCUAAUCAAUUAAACAUUGAUAGUAGAGUAGGUUACAUAUAAAUAGUAUUUUUCCUUGUCUAGGGAAUGUUUUACUUGUUUACAUCGGCUUACCACGGUUAUGUUGUAGAUUGAUAUUGCGUGUAACUGUGCACUGAGCGACGAUCGUGUAACUACUGCAGUACGAUCAAUAAGGGUAAUUGAUGAUUUGCAGCACACCAGAAAAAAACAAAAAGCUGUCAUUUAAAAAGUAAAAAAUAAUUCUUCAGUAUUCACCUACAAGAUAUUGUUAAUCUUAGCAGUACCGCGACAUAAAGGGCCCUCUAUCAUUUUAGGCUUUAAAUGUUAGGAGUUCCCUAUCGCUGUGUUAACAAAUGGCUAAUAACUUUAAAACAGCUGAGCCAAUUUUAAUGACAAAUACCGCUUUAAACCGCUGAAACUGCAACUUUUAUCUAAAAAACUACAUCCAAAUCAGUUCAUCCCUUUAAGAGCUACUGUACCUUCCACAGGCAAACAGACACAAUGGUCAAACUUUAACACCCCUAUAUUUUGCGUUGGGGACUAUAAUUACACUUAAACGAGAUUGAUACGCACGUAAUAUAUGAAAAUUAUUAAUUACCUGCACUUGUGCCAACAGCCGUGCAGUGUUCCGUGAGAAUCCACUUGGAGUCCGAUCGAUGACUAAUAUCGCUGGUCAAGCACAACUUUGAACGUCCUCGUCGACUACAGUUUCAUGGAAAAGCCGCUCUGCAAAACACAUUGCCACAAGUAUAACACUACCAUAUAUUUUUAUAAGACUAAGAACAAUCCACAUCAAAUCAGCAGCGAUGAAUAUAUUCCAUAAAUGCAAUUGCUGUUUACUUGCACAUUUCAUUGCUAAACUUGAAGUUCAUUUCAUGAUAAUUUCUGUAAAUUGCUAAUCCUUUGCUGUGCGAUAGGAAACCACAUUUGCUUGCUACUUAUUUAAAAGGAGUGUAAGCUUUUGCGAAAAUAAAGCAAAUUUUAAUGAGCCUCGGCCUUGUUAUAAUAUGUUGUUUUAGUAAGACGGUGCAAUAAGUUUUUAUUUAUUACUUUUAUUUACUUGUGCCAAAGCCACGAAUAUUAACUACUUUGUAAUAAAGUAGGUAGUAAUACCGAUUUAUUAAUAAAAAAAUGUAAGAACAGUAUGCUGUUUGUAUGGAUAAACAUUUUUUGGCUUCCACAUUUUUGUAUGUGGUGUUGCCUGGUUAAAAAUGCUUAAUACAAUAGUCAAUUAAAAUGCCUACAAAAGAACUUGAGCGCUUUAAAAUUAGCCGAUUUUUAGCUCGGUUUUUCUUCAUGGACUAGCUUAAAAUCUGACAACUACCAAUUCAGGCGAUAAUCGCCUGAUUCCAUUUAACGAAAAAGUUUAAUUGCCGAAUAAUAUCAGAUAUUGUAUUUUGUAUCGACACGAGAAAGUUUGAAGUGGCACCGAUCAGUUUUUGUGAAUAAGGGAAAUAAUUUUCGAGGCACUGACAGCUUUUAUUCUAUUGAAAAAAAAAAUAACGAAAAAGGAUUUUAAGAAAUUACCUAUUAAUAUCGGAUUGGCAUAUUGUUAUUGUUACGAUAAUUCCAUCAAAGCACAUUACAAUUUUUUUUAAGGCACCUAAACAUUAUAACAUCUUCAAUAUGAAAUUUGAUGAAUGAAGAUGAUCAAUUAAUUUGUGAUCUAAUAUUUUCGAUAAAAAUAUCAGCCGACAAUAUUACAAAUAAGACUUAAAGGAAACGAAUUACUUACAGCCAAUUUAACAAUAGGUACCUAACGUAAAAAUAAAUAAAACCGUGACUGACUUGUUUAGGAGAUGGAAUAGAAUUGCAUCGAGAGUCGAUUGAUGGAAAAAACGGCUUUUCCCAUCUAUUUUAGUGCAAGAUUAUUUUAUUACCAAGUUUUUAGGAUUAAUGAAUGACUACACCAAUGAUGGUCUGGUGAAUCGUAUCAAAUAUUCAAUUUCUUGUGCAGAAAUAGGUAAAUAUCAAGUUUUGAUUUUACCUAUUAAAAUAUCAAGUUUUGUAAAAAACGUGACGAUUGGCCCUUUAAAUACCGCAGUUAUUGUAAAGCUCUGAACGAAUUCGAUAUUACUAUAGUCCAAAUUUAGUUGACUUUCUCUUAUAAUAAAACAGUAAAAAUAAUAAUAUAAUGUCGGGAUACCUUUUUCACACACGGUCGGUUAGCCCCAUGGUAAGUUAUUUAUUAACUUGUGUUAUGGGUGCUAACACAACUGAUAAACUACAUAUAGCUACAUAUAUACAUAUUUAUAAAUACAUAUCAUAACACCCACGACCACGGCCAACAAGCAUGCUCAUCACACAAAUGUCGACCGAACCGGGAAUCGAACCCGAAAAUCUAUUAUAAAAUUCCUGUUUCACUGUUUUUAUACGCUACACAGAAACUCCAUGGCAAACAUAUUUUUCUUUAUAUUUCUUCGUCUGAUAACGUGUCAGGGUAUUAGUACUGGAUAGGGAAAGUAAGUAGCCAUCGCAUCGACCAGGCUAAGUUUACAUAAUUAUGAAGAUAAAUUGACGGGGUGCGGGUCGAUAGAGGGCUGAUUACUAACUAACCGAGUAUGUAUUCAAAAGAAACUGAUGUAAUGAAAGGUAACGUGAAUGUUUGUAAAUUGGCAAUCACAUUGUGUACAGCUUGGCAAAAAAGAGUGUGGAAUAAAUGAGGUCAGCAGUAUCGCACCUGUGGCAACCCGGAAUACUACGACUCACAGAUUUUGAUAUUUGUUAUUUUUGGAGAUAUUCAAUCCUAAGUAGGCGAUGUCCCUUGGACACUUCAAUGUCCAGUAUUAACGAUGUUAACAAUUUUUAUUUGAUUUUGAUUUUUAGUUCCAACUGUCACCGCGUCAGACUCUUUUUUGCCAAGCUGUAUUUAGGUACACUUUUUUUUGUGACAUAACGAGAGAAAAUUGAAAAAUUGAGGUGUCACUAGAUAGUUCUUGAUUCUUUGAAAGAGACCGGUCAUGUAGGUAUAUACAUAAUAGUUAUGGUGGUUUAUGGGCACAGGCUAUUAUGAGACUAGACCCUUGCGGGGUAUUAUAAAAAGAAGACUUGUCGCGAAAAUUACAAAUAAUGUGAAAAAAUAGUAAAAGGGCGAUCAAAAUAUUCUCAUUAAUGUGAAUGUUACGUGUUUAUACAAAAAUGGACCCGGACUGCAAUUGAUUCCUUAUUAUAUUUGAUUUUAAUUGAAAACUUCUGAGCAAUUUAAUUAAAAGUUAUUGGUAAAAAAUAACGACAAAACGUAUUUCAAAUUGCACAAGUGUUUAGUAGAAAGCAGCUGUGUAAAGAGGAUUGUGUUAGUUUUUACACUGUUCGGAAUAUUGAUAGGGUAGUAGGUACAAAAUACAAAUAUGUAUAAAGUUUUUAGUUUCAUACAUGUUUUCAUAUUAAACUAAUUUUCCUAACUCUUCUGCAAACUGAACAGGAUAUAUUUUUAAAGCACAAGUAAUCACCGCUCUAGUACAUAUAAUCGUUACCGAUGAGGGUUCAAAAAAUGGCUUAAUAUUGUUCUUCAAUUAUUUCCGAAAUGAAAAAUAAUGAAUUAUAAUGUUAAAUUAAUGAAAUCCAGAGGAUUUAUCUAGUAGUAUCUGCAACUCCCACUCCCUAACUUGUAGGUGUUUCCAUUACCUACGGUCAAAUUACAACGGUAGUUGUAACACUGUUGUCAUUUCAUAAACUAGUGAUAAUAUCUGUUGUAUUCACAUUUUGAAAUAUUGUACCCCAUUUGCUUAUGAGAUAAAAACACUAUAGUACUAAUUUAAUCAAAUGUACAGUUCGAGUUUGUGUCACAUGCAUUGUAUACUAUAUUAUGUUUAGAGAUAAGCAUGUUCCAUAGCUCACAGAAAAAAGGGAAAGUUGUAUUAUCAUCUAGUAGAAGUAAUUUUGUCUAUACGUAAUACUUUAAGCUAAUUUCAACUAUCUUUUAAAUGAACGAGAACGACGUUACAUUAAUUAGUAGUAGCUUAUCAACAUGGUUUUGCUAAGAAUGUUGUAUGUUUUUCCAUUUCUCUGCAAUUAAAUAUUGUUCCUAAGUGUCUUUCAUGAAUUCUAUUUUAUCUAUUGUAAAAUAAACUCCAAAGAUAACGAACGUUUUUCAAACGUUUACCACUGUUGUUAAGCGAAGUUAGCGAGGUAGUUAUUUCCAAAUGUAUGUUAUACAUAGACUUACAUAGUUCACCGCCGGUUGUAGCAUUUUUGAUUAAACGGGAGUUAACAAGUGAGUGAUUGAUUGAAUGAAUUACCGUAGUAUCAUCGUCCAAGGCCAAGUUUAUACUACAAACCUGGGUACGUACAUAAUAAGUGUAGGUGUAUUUGUAUUGAAAUAUGACGUGACUCAACUUGAAGUAGCACUCAUUUGAUUGCAGAUAGUUUAUACUAAAGCUUAUGCAUAAAUAUAAAUAGGUCACUAAUGUGUUUGUUUACUAAAGUUUUAGCUAUACAUGGAUGAUUGGGUUUGUGUGAGUACUUUGGGAAUGUAUUUGAUAUUAUUAUUUUUUCUGACUUUUAGAGUACCUUACUAUGUGAGUUUGUAUGCAUAGAUAGAACCCUGCCCUACAAUGAUGCGCCAAAGUUGUUGUCGAUACCGUUGCCAGAAUGGGAUGUUACUGUCUUCGUGGGGAGACCUAUGUCGUUUGGAGCUUGUAGCUCCUCACUUCUAUUAAGUAAAUAAGUAUAUGCCAUAAUGACGCGUCAUCGUAAAUUUCCCGGUCACUUAGCGUUGUAAUUAUUUAGAAUGCACAUAAAUUGAACUCUGUCUGAUUUAUCAUGUAAGUGUACCUACCGGGUUCUUUUUGUAAACUGUGUUUAAAAAGUAAUGUAAGUCUGAAUUUUUACAAGUAUGCAACUGUGUAGACUAAUAAUACAUGUUAGCAGUGUAUUGAAUUUAUCUAAAAAAUCAAUGGCCUCUAACUUAUACACCGUCUAUGAAUAUUAUAAAGUAGAUUGUUGAAUUAAUAUAUAUUUAUUAUGUAUGAGGUUUCAGGGGCACUCUCGUCUGAUUUAUAAAAAUAAUAUUUCUUGUACAGUGGUGUUUAGCUAUGUAGUAUGAUGUAAAUAAAUGUUGUUGUCAAAUUAUAUCUUGCGUAAUAUAGGUUAGUGUUAAUUGACCAUUAAGAGAAAAGUUACAAAAAUGACCGUUUAAACUAGACUCGGCGCUAUGUUUAAUAACUAGUUAAACUCCAUAUUCCAAUGAAAUGCUUUAUUCAGUAACCUUCAGUGAUUGCAAUGUACAUACAUUAUCAGUUUUAAUUAAGUAUUGACUUCCUGUUUGUUACUUUUUUAUUCCCAGAUUAUAAGUUUUAUGUUCACGUAAGGCAGUAGGUAAACUAGAUAGUUUCAGGAGAUAGAUAUCUACCAGAGUAGAAAAUUACCGGAUGUGUCAAUGUGUUAUUGAUUUUCUAUUGUCUGAUUACUGGCAUGCGAGCGAUUAUAUAAUGCAUGAUUUAUUAAAAUUAAUAUUGUAAAAUAGUGAUCGGUGGGAUUGAAGAAUCUUACUAAACUGAACAUUUAGCUUACAUGUCACUGAGUCCAUUUGUAUUGCAAUAUUCAGCAUCAAUGUUAAUAUUGUUGAGGUUGCUUUUGGGGUUGUUUUUGUAAAUAAAUUAUUAUCCUAGGUUAGACUUAAAAUGAAUGGUUAAAGGGUUGUGACACACUAGAUAGAAGGAUUUAUCGGCAAUUUUGAAUAAUGUCAUGAAUGUACUUUGAAACGAAUUAUUCAGACUUACGUAUGUUAAGAAAAAUAUAUAUAUUUGUCUGUGCUUUGAUCUGAAAUUGCAUCCCGAGUAUUGUAGUUGAAUUUAUUGAUUGUAAAUAUAUUUGAUGAUGAAAACGGUAGCUACUGAUAAAUCUGUUGUCUUCAUACGCGCUACAAUUUAUAUUUAAAUUCGAUUGUAGUGAUUAUCACUGUGUGUAUGUAAGUUGAACAAAAUUCUUGUGACGGGGCGCAUUUUACAUUGAAAAUUCUUUACUUGUGUGUAAGAAUAAAUUAAUGUUACAUUGAUAUUAUUUGAUGUAAUAAAAAAAAAAACUAAAUUAA
Messenger RNA from Helicoverpa zea (corn earworm), 9279 nucleotides. RefSeq names its product aryl hydrocarbon receptor nuclear translocator-like protein 2 (gene MET1). The record is from RefSeq and is a predicted model, not a curated record. The transcript has a single exon. Bases 311 to 1891 code for a protein of 526 amino acids. Gene Ontology annotation, biological process: regulation of transcription by RNA polymerase II. Gene Ontology annotation, molecular function: protein dimerization activity; DNA-binding transcription factor activity, RNA polymerase II-specific; RNA polymerase II cis-regulatory region sequence-specific DNA binding. Lineage: Eukaryota; Metazoa; Arthropoda; Insecta; Lepidoptera; Noctuidae. Gene Ontology annotation, cellular component: transcription regulator complex; nucleus; cytoplasm.